Sipha flava (yellow sugarcane aphid) is the source of this 600-nucleotide messenger RNA. RefSeq lists its product as uncharacterized. Lineage: Eukaryota; Metazoa; Arthropoda; Insecta; Hemiptera; Aphididae. The record is from RefSeq and is a predicted model, not a curated record. Bases 1 to 600 code for a protein of 199 amino acids. The transcript has a single exon.
AUGGCCGUGGCAGACACUAACUAUAAUUAUAUUUUUAUCGAUGUUGGUGCAUACGGGAAAGAAUGUGAUUCAGCGGUAUUCAAACAAACACAAUUUUGUAAAAACUUAUUAAAUGAUAGAUUGGACAUACCGUCAUCUACAAAUAAACUAGAAACUGAUUGUGAUCUACCUUACGUAUUCGUUGGUGACGAAGCAUUUGCUCUACAUGAACAUGUACUUCGACCGUUUGGUGGUCAUCAACUCGAUGAAAUGAAAAGUAUAUUCAACUACCGUUUGACAAGAGCAAGACGGUAUGUUGAAUGUACAUUUGGAAUAAUGGCGAAUAAAUGGCGAAUUUUACAUCGACCAUUAAAUGUAUCUACGGAUUUAGCAGUUGAUAUAGUAAAGACUUGUUGUUUGUUGCAAAAUUUUAUUCAAAAAGAAGAGGGAAUUAUUAAUAGUAUGUCUAAUGAUUCAACUACUGAAGAUCUAAACUUUGAUCUACGCCAAUUACCUCGUUCUAAUUCGGUAAGAGGUAGCUUAAGCCGCGGUCACACGAUGAUAGUAAAACGCGAUAGUUACUAUCGUGAAAGCUGCUAUCAAGAGAGAGUCAUCGUGUGA